ACAGCCCACACCUCCCCAAAUUUUAGAUCUGUCCCUUCUUCUUCCAACUUUAUGACUCUUCUUCUCAUCCAAACUCUCCAAACUUUACUUUGCUCUCCGGUGCGGUGCGGUGGUGCGUUGCUGUGGUGCAGUGUGGUGGUGCGUUGCUGUGAUGCGGUGCGGUGUUGUGCCCUAUUGUUGUGUGCGGUGGUGUUUCACUGUUUACAUUGGAUGGUUCGCGACGAUUGCAUAUGCAGCUGUUAACAUCAUCUACAAGCUAGCCAUAAACGAUGGAAUGAGCAUGAGGGUAGUCACUGCCUAUCGUCUCCUUUUUGCAUCGCUUUUCACUGUUCCCAUCGCUCUUAUAUAUGAUAGGUUCUUCAUUGCUUUGCCUUUUCUUUCUUUUACUUUCUCAUAUCAUCAAUCUUACAAUGUUUAAGACAAUAUUGCCGAAUUGCUUUUUCCAUCAGGAACAAGAGCUUAAAGAUUACUUCCAAGGUGCUUUUCUUGGGAUUCCUGUGUGGAUUGUUUGGAGGAAGUUUGUUCAGUAACCUUUACCUUAUAGCGAUGGAUUUGACAUCAGCUUCGUUUAUGUUGGCUAUGAUCAAUCUUACUCCUGGCAUUACCUUCAUUAUGGCCUUAUCUUGUGGAUUGGAAAAGUUAAAUCUGGAAGUAGCAGAAGGAAGGGCGAAGGUGAUAGGAACCAUAAUUGGAAUUAGUGGGGCAAUGUUUGUGACCUUUGUGAAAGGCACAGAAAUUAAUAUUUGUUCGUUUAAAAUCAACCUUAUGCAUGGGCAUGCAUCAUCACCCACUCAAUUUCGAAAUAAGUCGUUGGGAGUUCCGUUGGCCAUUCUCAGCUGCUGCUUUUAUUCUCUCUGGUUCAUCCUUCAGGCUAAAAUGAAUGAAGAAUACCCAAGUUCAAAUUCAAGCGCAGCUUUAAUGAACACAAUGGGAGCACUGCAGGCCACCAUUUUCACUCUCUGUGUCGAAAGAGAUUGGAACCAUUGGAAGCUGGGUUUCAAUAUCAGGCUUCUAACUGCAGCUUAUUCGGGAAUUGUGGCCUCUGGAAUAAUGGUUGUGAUCAUUGCCUGGUGCAUAAAGAGGAGAGGUCCUCUAUUUGUGUCUAUUUUCAGUCCUCUACAGCUUGUGCUAGUGGAUAUAGCUGCAUAUUUUAUGUUAGAUGAGAAAUUAUAUGUAGGAAGUGUGGUUGGAGCAGUGAUGAUCGUGUGCGGUCUAUACGUGGUGCUUUGGGGUAAAGCCCGAGAAUUGAAAAAGAAGUCUGAAUUAGUGUCAUUGGGAAACACAACCAGCAGAGAGUUCGAAAAUGUUGAGGUUGUAAGCUCCCCACCUAGGUCACAACAACCAUGAAUGUUGCUCUUCACGAUCAGAGACUACUUACAUGAAUCUUUUCUUUUGGGGCAAAUGGACAAUCUCUUUAUAUGGUGAUAUAUAUAUAGCAAGUUUUCUUCAGGCGUUGUUUCUCUAUUGGUUUUCUCAAUACCUUUUGUAUGGUAC
Messenger RNA from Vigna radiata var. radiata (mung bean), 1494 nucleotides. Its product is annotated as WAT1-related protein At1g68170-like. Gene Ontology annotation, molecular function: transmembrane transporter activity. The transcript has 7 exons. Gene Ontology annotation, cellular component: plasma membrane. Bases 547 to 1347 code for a protein of 266 amino acids. Lineage: Eukaryota; Viridiplantae; Streptophyta; Magnoliopsida; Fabales; Fabaceae. The record is from RefSeq and is a predicted model, not a curated record.